Trichoplax adhaerens is the source of this 627-nucleotide messenger RNA. RefSeq lists its product as uncharacterized. Gene Ontology annotation, molecular function: copper ion binding. The transcript is spliced from 5 exons. Gene Ontology annotation, cellular component: mitochondrial inner membrane. NCBI's taxonomy places the organism in Eukaryota, Metazoa, Placozoa, Uniplacotomia, Trichoplacea, Trichoplacidae. The record is from RefSeq and is a predicted model, not a curated record. Bases 1 to 627 code for a protein of 208 amino acids.
AUGUCUUAUCAACGGAGAGCAUGUUCACAACGUAGCAAUGCUAAUAGUAUUCAACCUGGUAGCAAGGGCAAAAAUAGGACUACCAUGAUCUAUGUGAUAGCAUUGGCAAUUGCAGUGAUUGGAUUAUCCUACGCAGCUGUGCCACUAUACAGAGUAUUUUGUCAGGCUUCCGGAUUCGGUGGCACGACCUCUCGUGUCAUUGAUCCAGAGAAGAUCGCUGAAAUGGAAGCUGUACCGGAACGACCUCUGACUAUUCGCUUUAAUGCGGAUACAGGAGCUACAAUGAGAUGGAAUUUUAGACCCAAGCAAAAAGAAAUUCAGUUGAUUCCUGGAGAGACUGCAUUAGCAUUUUAUGCAGCUAAAAAUCCAACCGAUGAACCAAUCAUAGGAAUUUCAACUUAUAAUGUUAUCCCUUUUGAAGCUGGCCUCUACUUCAAUAAAGUUCAGUGCUUCUGCUUUGAAGAACAAAGGCUAAAUCCACACGAAGAGGUGGAUAUGCCAGUGUUUUUUUAUAUUGAUCCAGAAAUUAUGAAUGAUCCAGCUUUAGCUAGAAUAGAUACCAUUACUUUAUCUUAUACAUUCUUUGAAUCUAAGGAUUUUGAUCAAAGUCAUUUACCAACAAGUUGA